Pipistrellus nathusii (Nathusius's pipistrelle) is the source of this 954-nucleotide messenger RNA. The record is from the annotation of a GenBank genome assembly. NCBI's taxonomy places the organism in Eukaryota, Metazoa, Chordata, Mammalia, Chiroptera, Vespertilionidae.
AUGCGGGGGGCGGCGGGGGGCGCGCGGGCCGCGGCGCUGGCGCUGGCGCUGCUGCUGGGGGCGCUGCGCGGGGCGCCGGCGCGCGGGCAGGAGUACGACUACUACGGCUGGCAGGCGGAGCCGCUGCACGGGCGCUCCUACUCCAAGCCCCCCAAGUGCCUGGACAUCCCCGCCGACCUGCCGCUCUGCCACACCGUGGGCUACAAGCGCAUGCGGCUGCCCAACCUGCUGGAGCACGAGAGCCUGGCCGAGGUGAAGCAGCAGGCGAGCAGCUGGCUGCCGCUGCUGGCCAAGCGCUGCCACUCGGACACGCAGGUCUUCCUCUGCUCGCUCUUCGCGCCCGUCUGCCUGGACCAGCCCAUCUACCCGUGCCGCUCGCUGUGCGAGGCCGUGCGCGCCGGCUGCGCGCCGCUCAUGGAGGCCUACGGCUUCCCCUGGCCCGAGAUGCUGCACUGCCACAAGUUCCCCCUGGACAACGACCUGUGCAUCGCCGUGCAGUUCGGCCACCUGCCCGCCACCGCGCCUCCAGUGACCAAGAUCUGCGCCCAGUGCGAGAUGGAGCACAACGCGGACGGCCUCAUGGAGCAGAUGUGCUCCAGUGACUUCGUGGUCAAAAUGCGCAUCAAGGAGAUCAAGGUGGAGAAUGGGGACCGGAAGCUGAUCGCAGCCCAGAAGAAGAAGAAGCUGCUCAAGCCGGGGCCCCUGAAGCGCAAGGACACCAAGCGGCUGGUCCUGCACAUGAAGAGCGGGGCGGGCUGCCCCUGCCCGCAGCUGGACAGCCUGGCCGGCAGCUUCCUGGUCAUGGGCCGCAAGGUGGACGGGCAGCUGCUGCUCAUGGCCGUCUACCGCUGGGACAAGAAGAACAAGGAGAUGAAGUUCGCAGUCAAGUUCAUGUUCUCCUACCCCUGCUCCCUCUACUACCCCUUUUUCUACGGGGCCGGUGAGCCCCACUGA